Messenger RNA from Dromiciops gliroides (monito del monte), 3780 nucleotides. RefSeq names its product solute carrier family 8 member A3 (gene SLC8A3). Gene Ontology annotation, cellular component: postsynapse; axon; sarcolemma. The record is from RefSeq and is a predicted model, not a curated record. NCBI's taxonomy places the organism in Eukaryota, Metazoa, Chordata, Mammalia, Microbiotheria, Microbiotheriidae. Bases 392 to 3178 code for a protein of 928 amino acids. Gene Ontology annotation, molecular function: calcium:sodium antiporter activity. Gene Ontology annotation, biological process: calcium ion import across plasma membrane; sodium ion transmembrane transport; cell communication. The transcript is spliced from 8 exons.
ACAAGUCAGAGUGGUGAGACGAACCCCGGGCUCCCCCGAUCCAGACCCCGACCCCCUCCUGUCCCAACCUCCCUCUCCAGAUGCGCUGCCCCCCGGCGCCCUGACAGCUGCGGAGCCACAGUGGGCGCGCGGCUCGCAGGACUGCUAUGCCCAGGACUCGGCUCCCCGUCUGCGGCCGGCCAGAGGGAGCGAUGAGCUGCCUGUGAACCUGGAGGCCCUGUGGUGGGGGGAUCAAGCACCUUCCUCAUCGAGCCCCCCACCACCGCCCCUUCCCGGACCCCUUCCCCAAUCCCCCGGCUAGGACCGAGACACUGAGGCCAUCGCUAAAGGUUCCUGGCCCAUCAGGAGGACCCCUGCAGCUGUGGUGGAAGCCAGCAGCUAAAUCUUGUGUAUGGCGUGGUCAAAGUUGCGGCCCCUCACCUCUGCCUUCCUCCACUUUGGGUUGGUUACUUUUGCGCUCUUCCUCAAUGGUCUGCGGGCAGAGGCUAGCACAGCUGGGGACGUGGAGAGUCCGGGCCAGAACAAUGAGUCCUGCUCAGGGUCAUCAGACUGCAAGGAGGGUGUCAUUUUGCCAAUCUGGUACCCGGAGAACCCUUCCCUGGGGGACAAGAUUGCCAGGGUCAUUGUUUAUUUUGUGGCCCUGAUCUACAUGUUCCUUGGGGUGUCCAUCAUUGCUGACCGCUUCAUGGCAUCGAUUGAGGUCAUCACUUCUCAGGAGAGGGAGGUGACUAUCAAGAAGCCUAAUGGAGAGACCAGUACGACUACUAUUCGGGUCUGGAAUGAAACAGUCUCCAAUCUGACCUUGAUGGCUCUGGGUUCCUCUGCCCCAGAGAUUCUCCUGUCUCUGAUUGAAGUCUGUGGUCAUGGGUUUAUUGCUGGAGACCUGGGGCCCUCUACCAUUGUAGGCAGUGCAGCCUUCAAUAUGUUCAUCAUCAUAGGCAUCUGUGUCUAUGUGAUCCCGGAUGGGGAGACCCGCAAGAUCAAACACCUUCGAGUCUUUUUUAUCACUGCUGCAUGGAGUAUCUUUGCCUACAUCUGGCUCUACAUGAUCCUGGCAGUAUUUUCACCAGGUGUUGUUCAGGUGUGGGAAGGCCUUCUCACUCUCUUCUUCUUUCCUAUAUGUGUCCUCCUGGCCUGGAUGGCUGAUAGACGACUACUCUUCUACAAGUACAUGCACAAAAAAUACCGUACAGACAAGCACCGAGGCAUCAUCAUAGAGACAGAGGGUGACCAUCCCAAGGGCAUUGAGAUGGACGGGAAGAUGAUGAAUUCUCACUUCCUAGAUGGGAACCUGGUAACCAUGGAGGGGAAAGAAGUGGAUGAGUCUCGUAGAGAAAUGAUUCGGAUCCUCAAGGACCUGAAACAAAAGCACCCGGAAAAGGAUCUGGACCAGCUGGUGGAGAUGGCCAACUACUAUGCCCUUUCCCAUCAGCAGAAGAGCCGAGCCUUCUACCGGAUCCAAGCCACCCGCAUGAUGACUGGAGCAGGCAACAUCCUGAAGAAACACGCAGCGGAACAAGCCAAGAAAUCCUCCAGCAUGGGCGAGGUGCAUACCCACGAGCCUGAGGAUUUUGUGUCCAAAGUUUUCUUUGACCCAUGCUCCUACCAGUGCCUGGAGAACUGUGGAGCUGUCCUCUUGACUGUGGUGCGGAAAGGGGGUGACACCUCUAAGACCAUGUACGUGGACUACAAGACAGAAGAUGGUUCUGCCAAUGCUGGGGCUGAUUAUGAGUUCACAGAAGGCACAGUGGUCCUGAAGCCGGGAGAAACCCAAAAGGAAUUUUCUGUUGGCAUUAUCGAUGAUGACAUCUUUGAGGAGGAUGAACAUUUCUUUGUUAGGCUCAGCAAUGUUCGCAUAGUGGAGGAGCAGCCAGAUGAAGGACUACCCCCUGGCACAAUCAACAACCUGCCCUUGCCGAGGGCUGUGCUGUCCUCCCCCUCUGUAGCUACAGUCACCAUUCUGGAUGAUGAUCAUGCAGGCAUCUUCACUUUUGAGUGCGAUGUUAUUCAUGUCAGUGAGAGCAUUGGGGUCAUGGAGGUCAAGGUCCUCCGGACAUCAGGUGCCAGGGGCACAGUCAUCAUCCCCUUUAGGACAGUGGAAGGGACAGCCAAGGGUGGUGGUGAGGACUUUGAAGACACCUAUGGGGAGCUGGAAUUCAAGAAUGAUGAAACUGUCAAAACAGUUCACAUCAAGGUAAUUGAUGAUGAGGAGUAUGAGAAAAACAAGAAUUACUUCAUUGAACUGAUGGGGCCCCGCAUGGUGGAUAUGAGUUUACAGAAAGCACUCCUGUUGUCUCCAGAUGUGACUGACAGGAAGCUAUCCAUGGAGGAGGAGGAAGCCAAGAGGAUAGCAGAGAUGGGAAAGCCAGUAUUGGGCGAGCACCCCAAAUUAGAAGUAAUCAUUGAAGAAUCCUAUGAAUUCAAGAGUACAGUGGACAAAUUAAUCAAGAAGACAAACCUGGCCCUGGUUGUGGGGACACAUUCCUGGCGUGAUCAGUUCAUGGAGGCCAUCACUGUCAGUGCAGCAGGAGAUGAGGAUGAGGAUGAAUCAGGAGAGGAAAGGUUGCCUUCCUGCUUCGACUAUGUCAUGCACUUCCUCACCGUCUUCUGGAAGGUGCUAUUUGCCUGUGUGCCCCCCACAGAGUACUGCCACGGCUGGGCCUGCUUUGUGGUUUCAAUCCUCAUCAUUGGUAUGCUCACUGCCAUCAUUGGCGACCUGGCUUCCCACUUUGGCUGCACCAUUGGCCUCAAGGACUCGGUCACAGCUGUUGUUUUUGUGGCCUUUGGCACUUCCGUCCCAGACACCUUUGCCAGCAAAGCAGCUGCCAUCCAGGAUGUGUAUGCUGAUGCCUCCAUUGGCAAUGUCACGGGUAGCAAUGCGGUUAAUGUCUUCCUGGGCAUUGGCCUGGCCUGGUCAGUGGCUGCCAUCUACUGGGCCCUGAAAGGACAGGAAUUCCACGUCUCAGCUGGCACCCUGGCCUUCUCUGUCACCCUCUUCACCAUCUUUGCUUUUGUCUGCAUCAGCGUUCUCCUAUACCGGAGACGGCCCCACCUCGGUGGGGAAUUGGGUGGCCCCCGGGGCUGCAGGCUGGCCACAACUUUGCUUUUUGUGACCCUGUGGCUACUGUACAUUCUCUUUGCCACACUGGAAGCCUAUUGUUAUAUCAAAGGGUUCUGAGCAGCCGAGGGCCAGUAGAUCUGAGGAACCUCUCAGUCUUACCACCCUCCUCCAGUGACCACCAGGAUGUUUGGCUGAGGAGACAAAGCACCAGACAUCCAUGUCAUUGGGGCACCAUCUUCUGCUUGAAUCUCCCCCAGUCUAGGCCCUGGGACUAACAGACAACAUGAAAGGUUAAAGUUGUAACCAAUUGAACUGAAAGACAAAAGAAGCCACAAAUUAUCAAGUAUUUAAAUACAAGCCAACAAUAGCAACAAAAUCAACUUCCACCUCCUUCCUACCCACAGUUCCAGCCUUCACAGCAGAGGAUCACACCCAUCUUCUUGCUGCUUUUCAGCUCCAUUGUAUUUGGUUGCUUCUUGUUCUCAAGAUCGGGAUUUCUCUUGUGGGUCUCUACUGGAUAUCAAACACACACACACACACACACACACACACACACUGUUUUCACGUCCAGCUGACAGGUUUGGGGGUGAAUCAGAUCAUAAUCAUUCAACUUGGCCUCUUUUUCUAAUUUGUGUUAUUAUUAUUGUUAUUGUUGUUAUUAUUAUUAUUAUUUGGUGUCAGGUUUACCUCAUUGUUUAUUCUCUCUUCCUCCUGACAUC